This is a messenger RNA of Capsaspora owczarzaki ATCC 30864, 1146 nucleotides long. RefSeq names its product myo-inositol oxygenase. The record is from RefSeq and is a predicted model, not a curated record. The transcript has 2 exons. Gene Ontology annotation, biological process: inositol catabolic process. The coding region runs from base 42 to 923 and encodes 293 amino acids. Gene Ontology annotation, molecular function: iron ion binding; inositol oxygenase activity. Gene Ontology annotation, cellular component: cytoplasm. Lineage: Eukaryota; Filasterea; Ministeriida; Capsasporidae.
UCUUCCAUUCUGAUUUUUUAUUUCUCACUUGUUUUCAAAUCAUGAAAGUCGAAAGCCGCGAAAACUCGUCCGACACGACGACUAUCGACCCCGAACUCGCCGCCAAGUUCGACCUGUCCUACAUUGACGCCAACAAGAAGCAGGAGGAGUUCCGAAACUAUGCCGACACAAAGCGCGCCGAGACGGUGCGCCGCACGUACGAGCUGAUGCGCACGCACCAGACGGUCGAGUUUGUGCAGGGUCGCCGCGAAAAGUGGCUCGCGCUCAACAAGGGCGAGUUCACAAUCAUGGAGGCCCUGCACCUGCUGGACGACCUGGUCGACGACUCAGAUCCGGACACGGCCGUGCCAAACUCGUUCCACGCCUUCCAGACCGCCGAGCGCAUUCGCAAGGAGUACCCGAACGAGGACUGGUUCCACCUCGUCGGCCUCAUCCACGAUCUGGGCAAGGUGCUGGCGCUGUGGGGCGAGCCGCAGUGGGCCACCGUGGGCGACACUUGCGUCGUCGGCGCCGCUCCUUCGGAAAAGUGCGUCUACUCUGAGUACUUUGUCAAAAACCCCGACACGCACAACCCCAAGUACAACACGCCCAACGGCAUCUACACUGCCAACUGCGGCCUGGACAACGUCCUGCUGUCCUGGGGCCACGACGAGUACCUCUACAAUGUGCUCAAGAUGAACAAGAGCACCAUCCCCGAGAAGGGCCUGCGCAUGAUCCGCUACCACUCCUUCUACCCGUGGCACACCUCUGGCGCCUACCGCAACCUUUGCAACGAGCAAGACGAGGAAACGCUCAAGUGGGUCAACGAUUUCAACCGCUUUGAUCUCUAUUCCAAGUCUGACGAGCUUCCCGACCCAGUGGCUCUCACCCCGUAUUACCAGUCGUUGAUUGACAAGUACUGCCCUGGCAAGCUGCGGUUCUAAAAAGCAGCAACAGCAAGAACAGCAAUUCUAUCCUCUGUUUUCGUGUGUGUGAGUUUUUCUCAUUCCUGGUUUUAUUCCCAUUUGCUCUGUGUGUGUAAAGAUUAUUGAUUUCGUGUGUUUUGUGCUGCUCGAGAUUUUGAUUGAAAUUCUUUGUUUUCAAAACAAGUCAAGCAAAAAAAAAGUGACUUGCUACAUUUUUUUAAUCUGCGUUUGUGUCACUCGC